Messenger RNA from Ruditapes philippinarum (Manila clam), 1971 nucleotides. RefSeq names its product complement C1q tumor necrosis factor-related protein 3-like. The transcript is spliced from 2 exons. The record is from RefSeq and is a predicted model, not a curated record. Gene Ontology annotation, molecular function: protein binding. Lineage: Eukaryota; Metazoa; Mollusca; Bivalvia; Venerida; Veneridae. Bases 1 to 441 code for a protein of 146 amino acids.
AUGGCAUUCUUUGCUGGCCUGGGCGAAAACAAGGGUCAGAUAGAAGAAAACAUUGAUCUUGUUUUCGAUAAGGUCCACACAAAUGUUGGAGAUGCCUAUGAUAAACAAACUGGAAGAGUCACUAUUCCUUUCUCUGGAUUGUAUCAUUUUACUGUCGUGAUUGCUGCCCAGGGGGGACAAAAGGCUGCUGUGAUGUUGAUGAACAACGGAACGAUGGUGGAGACAAUAUGGGCAGAGAGUAUACCGUUGUGGGCGACGUCGUCAAACACCGCCAUAUUGAAUCUAACAUCCGGGGACCAGGUCUGGCUCGUACUUCUAAAGCGUGCGCCAUAUAUCCAUGGUUACAUGUAUUCGUCUUUUUCUGGGUAUUCAUUAUUUGACACAGAAAAUGAAGAAAACGAAGCACCACAAGACGAUGAUAAAAUUAAUGGAAAGUCUUAAGUUAGUAAAAAGUGUAAAAAGUUUGCUUUUAAAAGUAAAGUACGAUAUACAAAAAGAACAUUGAUCUUUUUUUAUUAUGCAAAACAAAAAGAAGAUUUAUUCAGGUUAUCAUAAGCUUUUAUUUUUUGAAACACGUUUUUGAAGAAAGAAAAUAUAAGAAAAAAAAUUACCAUUGAACGGAAAAAUAUAUUUUUAAUUGUAGAAAACGUCACCGCUUUUAUUAUAAUAUAUACAAAUUAGGCUUUGUUUAUUUUUGUAUAAAUAUCGACAUUAGCAAUAUCAAAGGACAUUAAUGGAAUAAACAUCAUUAAAACGUCAAACGGCAACAUGCAAAAACAGAACAACGCAAUUCACGUCAUGUACAUCCAGUAACGAAGGGAUUUGAAAAGGAAUUGUGAAACAGUAAGACCGAACUGCACAAAAAUCAGACAUUAAGAAGCAUAUUUUCAAAAUGAUUAUGAUAACUGUAUGAAUAAAUACAAGGAACAAUAUAUUUAUAAACUACAGAUAUGGUGUUUGUAUUAUCUAUAUAUUAAUUAUGUUUUCCUUGAAAUUACUUUAACUUCAACAGUUUGUAUCUAUUAACAUCUGUUACGUACCUCUUGAAUAGUGUCUAUCACAGGAAAAUAUUAUGUUAAAAUAUAUUGUUUUCUGGAAUUUUCACAAGAAAAUAAGAUCUUAGGAAGGUUGAGUGUCAGAAAUAAUUGACGACGUGUAUCAGCAUAUAUAUUGUUUCUGGCCAGUUUAACAACUAUUAGUUUCUAUAGUCAGUCUAUGAUAUAUUAUUGUAAAUUGGUUUUUUGGGGUUUUCAGGUUUUCAUUUAUAUUUUCUUUUGUUUCAAUAAAUGUUAUGUAUGUAUUAAAGAUUUUAUUGUUUAUUUUUUAUUGAUUUUUAAUUAUAUAUGUAGAUGAUGCAAUAAAUAUUAUUAAUUAAGAAAUUCUUGUGUGUAUUAAAUCUUACUUAUUAUCACGCAAAAGGUUGCAAACAAAAAGCGAUUGAGUAAAUAAACAAGAAUUUUGUCCGUACUCCACUGUUCUAUCAAUCUACUGACUCUAUAUGAAUUUAUUUUGGCUAUGCGGGACACAAGAUUCAAAUCCUUUACUAAGUCAAGGGCAAAACCUCUACAAAUACUGAAUGAGUACAUAAAACAAACCCCCAAGUGUAUAACAACACAUGCUGACCAACAUUCUUGUAUUUGUUUAGGACUACAGUGCAAAUAUUAUUUGAGCUAUGCAUUUGCAAGUUUACUAAAUUGCAAAUUUAUACGAAGCCAAGGACAGUAACUCUAACAAAAAUGGAAAAAAUUGACACGCAAAACACAAGGUUCAUAGCUUUACAUGUUGAAAAACAUUCCUGUCAAGUUGGUUGAUUAUAGCUCAAGCACACAAGGUACACAUAGCAUAGCAUUUUUGAAUGGUUUAUCUGUAAUGUGCAGGCUUCAUAACCUCAGAUUCUCUUUCAAAGUUCCAUUUUAUUUUGUUACGCACAUUGUUUGUCGUUUAGGGCAAAAUCGUUCUUUUACUUGGGGA